ACCAAAUAUUCUCUUCACCCAUCUUCAUCACAAUUCGACACGAACAUCUUGAAGUUCGCAAGUCUACGCAACCUUCUUCAAUACUAUCGAAAAUCACCACCUUUCAACAUGGCCGUUGACCACUCAAAGAUUCCCAUUACUCUCCCAGUCCCAGUCGACGAUGGACUUACCUCUCACCUCCUAGGAUCUCUCGUUGACAAAGACUUGGUUUUGACAUCAACCAAGGAUGAGUUCAUCAAGCUGAGCGCCUUGCCCGGUCUCACGAUCCUGUUCUGCUUUCCUCGUACUGGCGCCUCUGGCGAGACCCCUUCGCAAGAAUGGAACAACACACCUGGCGCACGUGGCUGCACGGCUGAGGCGUCCUCCUACCGCGAUGACUACUCGACGCUCAAGGACUUGGGCGUUAGCGCAGUCUUCGGCUUGAGCACACAAGACACUGCAUUUCAAAAGGAGACCAAGGAGCGAUUGAAGUUGCCAUAUGAUUUGCUGAGCGACGAGAAGCUUGAGUUUGUGGAGGCUCUGAAGAUGCCGAUCUUUGAAUGGGAGGGGAAACCUUUGAUCAAGAGAUGCACAAUUGCGCUCAGAGAUGGGAAGAUUGAGCAUGUUUGGUACCCGGUUUUCCCGUCCAACGAGAACUCUACUGAGGUAGCCAAAUGGCUGAAGACCACCAAGAAAGACUAGGGACAACAUGUAGACAUAUGGAUUUGCAGUAAGGUGGUGUAAUUGGGACACUCUUCACUCUUUACAGUUUUUGUUGUUAUGUCAUCGCUUGCAGCCUCGCAAUUAGUGACAAGUGUUUUCUUGUCACCAAGAUCUUACCAGUCUUUGCAUGCAAUGUGGUAUUUUUGUCUUCUAUACUUGUAAAUAUCUCUUCUCUGUCAGUUCUCAGACGUCAAAUGCUUUGGUAACUAGCUUUCUGCUGG
Messenger RNA from Mollisia scopiformis, 923 nucleotides. RefSeq names its product BcpB protein. Gene Ontology annotation, cellular component: cytoplasm. The transcript has 2 exons. The record is from RefSeq and is a predicted model, not a curated record. Gene Ontology annotation, biological process: cell redox homeostasis; cellular response to oxidative stress. Lineage: Eukaryota; Fungi; Ascomycota; Leotiomycetes; Helotiales; Mollisiaceae. Gene Ontology annotation, molecular function: thioredoxin peroxidase activity. The coding region runs from base 109 to 681 and encodes 190 amino acids.